Prorocentrum cordatum is the source of this 2729-nucleotide messenger RNA. Lineage: Eukaryota; Dinophyceae; Prorocentrales; Prorocentraceae. The record is from the annotation of a GenBank genome assembly.
AAGCCUCGUUCCAAGACGUCGACGCGAAACCCCGAAAGAUUAUGUUUGUGCCGCUUUCUGUUCUUCUACAGACCAGUUCCUCGGCGAGCGGCAAAGCCAGGCCCGCAGCUUCGAGCAGUCCCCCGCCAGAGAAGCUGCAGGAGGCUCAGAAGAAGAUCAAGGACCUGGAAAAGAAUGUGCACGACAGCGAGAAAGCCCACCAGACGCAGGAGGCGAAAAGAAAGAAGGAGUUUGAAGUGGCCAAGAAAAAGCUUGGUAAGGACGUAAAGGAGAAAGAGUCGGAGGUGAAAAAAGUCGAGAAGCAGGUUCAGAAGGUCUCCCAGAUGAUCCUGAAGAUCGAGAAGACGCAGGAUGCCGCCAAGGAGAAAAUUAGGCAGAUGGCGAGGAAGGUGGAGGAGAAUAUUGACAAGGCCGAGUUGGAUAAACGCGGUAUGCAACGCCAGCUGACCCAGCAUCAGGGCAGCCUUCUGGAGUGCCGUGCCACGCUUGCUUACCUCAAAAAAGCGUAUGCCAAACUCUCUGAGGGCGUCAUUCUAGAUGGCCUCGCGUCAGAGAAGUCUGGGACCAACGCGUUCAUCAACUCCGUGUCGGAGCAGGCGCCAGGCAGCCCCCCAAUCAGCCCGUCGGAGCAGGCGCCAGGCAGCCCCGUGCUCGAGUUGGACGGCGACGGCGACGUCAAAACGGAGGCACAGAAGGUCUGCAUCGUGGACUCGACGGACGACGACGAAGACGACGCUGACGACGACGACGACGUCGACGAGCUGACGUUCCACUCCGUGAGGGCGCUGCGGCAGUCGGUGAGGGAGCUGGAGGCUUUCGACCAGGGCCUGAGCGACGCCGACGAGGCCGCACGGCCUUCCUCCCCUCCGUCGCCCCCGCCGACCGGAGACGACCGCGCCGGAGCUCUCGGUGUCGGUCGGCUCCAGGCGGCGGCCCUGCACGCCACCGCCGCAGGUCGGCGGCGGGGGGCGACGGCGGAGACCAUGCUGGAGGAGCUGCGGGCGAGGCUCGAAGAGUCCGAGCGCGCGCGGGGGGCGCUCGAGGCCGCGCUGGGGGCCGGCGCGCAGCCCGAGCAGCGGGAGGCGCUGGGCCUGAGCAGGAAGCUGCUCGAGCUGGAGGCCACGUGCGCCCAGAGCCCCGGCGCGCGGGCGCAGCGCGCGCAGCAGGCGGCGAUCCGCCUGGGCGCGGUGCUGGACACCGUCGGGGCCUCGGCGUCGGACGGCCGCGCGGUCGAUCGGCGAUCACAGUUCGCAGGGAGCGUGGGAUGCGGCCUGACCGCGCUGUCCGAGGUCGGGGCGCCGGAGCCCCAGCGGCGGGCCCUGGCCGCGCUGUGCGAGCAGCUGCUGCGGCCGGCGGCCGCGGGCGGCCUGUCGUUGGAGGAGGGCGAGGCGCUGCUGGAGCGGGCCGAGCGCGAGGCGCCCCUGCCGGCCCAGCCCGCGGGCACGGCGGCGCAGCGGCGCCCCAGCGCCGACGCCGAGGAGCUGCGUCGGAGCGCCGCGGACGCCGAGGAGCUCCGGGUCGAGCUCGAGGGUGCUCGCCUGGCCCGCGCCCAGGCGCUGGCCGAGGCGGAGGCCUCCGCAGAGGGCCUGCGCGACGCGCUGCGGCAGCGGAGCGACGAGCUGGAGCUGAGCACCCGAGGUAUCCGAGGGGCUCGACGGGGGCCGCGGCGCGGCGACGCGCUGCGGCAGCGGAGCGCAGAGCUGGAGCUGAGCACGGCCGGGCUGCUGCGGCGCAGGCGCCGGGACCUCGACGGGGCGGCGCCGAGGGGCGCCGAGAGGCGGCUCGCCGCGGGCAAGCGGAGCGAGGAGCAGUUGCGCGGCGCCUCCAUGGCGGGCCGCGGCGCGGAGGGGGCCACGGGCGCAGGCCGCACCAUGGCGGCCCUGCCCGCGCCGUGGCGCGGCUGGAGCAGCGCGGUGCGCCAGCGCGGCGGGUCGCGGGGGCGCCCCCCCACGCCGGAUGGCGCCGCCGAGGGCGUGCCACGUGCUCGGCGGCGCGCUGCGAGUGCAGCGGGGCUCGGCGACGUGGAGCCCGGCGUCCUCCACGCCGGCGGCGCCGAGGAGCUCCGGGGCGUGGCCGCGGCCGCGAGGGCCGGCCUUCGGCAGGUCAUCGGCAGCCCAGAGGCUAUCCGCUUCGACGCCAGUUUCGCCUCUACGAUCGGGAGCACAGGACCGACCGCGCGCUUUGCCGCGGUGAGCCGCUUGCCCGCGCCAGAGGUGCCCGGCGGCCUGCCUGGUCGCGUCGUGCGGGCCACCGGGUCGCGCUGCGCGGUGCGCGAGGCCGAGGGAGGCUCCUCACUGGGCCUCCGCGUGCUGCUGGGCCGGGCCAGCAUCUCGGCCCUGCAGGACGACGAGCUCUGGAUCGGGCUGGUGCCGAGCGGGUCCUGCAGGCCCGACAGGGUCCUCGGCCGCCGCGCCCUCACGCCGGACGCCUGCGGGCUGCGGGGCGCCGAGGUCUCGCUCCGCGUGCCCGCGCUACGCAGGCGGCAGCUCGAGGCUGGCGCCGAGAUGUCCUACGAGGUCUGGCUCGUCCGCAAGAGCGCGUGUUCAUACACGGAGGAUGUGGCUUUAGUACGCGCCGGUUCCAUACGAGUUUGUCGCAACGUGCCAGUUCGAGACCAACUGACCGAAGAUCAGGACGCUCCGGACGCCGUGCCGGGCCUGCCCGCGCCCGCUGCGGCGCACGGGGCCGCCGCGGGGGUGCGGCCCCGGGACGCCGGCGCCCCGGGCUGA